Paecilomyces variotii is the source of this 1628-nucleotide messenger RNA. RefSeq lists its product as hypothetical. The transcript is spliced from 4 exons. Lineage: Eukaryota; Fungi; Ascomycota; Eurotiomycetes; Eurotiales; Thermoascaceae. Bases 111 to 1472 code for a protein of 453 amino acids. Gene Ontology annotation, molecular function: protein binding. The record is from RefSeq and is a predicted model, not a curated record.
GACUUCGCUAGCAACGGAGUGGGGAAGAAUAAUAAUAAUCGAUCUUGGUCUGGUCGAGGCCCAGCUGUUAUCAACUUUCUUGUCGCAAAUCUUCUACGUCUCUCGACUUUAUGUCAUUGUUCCCUUUCCGUUGCUACGGCCGUAGUCGCCUGGGUGAAGCGGAAAUGUGGUUUCUGUUAGCAGCAGUCCUCGCUUUUAUUUCAGCAGCUUCAGCUGAGGAUAUCCCAGGAAUAGACCCCGUUACAAACUUUUGUAAACGGUUGUACCACCAAUCGACUUUAAAAAAUGGCACGAUAUAUAUCGACGGUGGAACAGAGGUCUUUGUCGCGAGCAACGACCAAGGGGCACCGGAGGGUGUCCAGACAAUAGGAUACAAUACUUACCUUCUGGAGAUUGAUAUGUCGACUUCAUGGGACUGGAAGUCAAACAUAUCGAUAGUUAAGGUCGACAAAACGGCGAAUCCUCAGACCGGUACUUUUCCACCGGUAGUUGGCCAUGCUGCGCUGUAUCGCGGAAGUGACAAUGACAACAACAUCUAUCUAUAUGGAGGAACAGUCGAUUUCGCAAAUACAACCUUUCCCGGAUGGCAAUAUCCGACAUCUAACCAGUAUUCGCUGUGGUCCUAUGACACUGUGGCCAAGACGUGGGAUCAGUACGAUGUGACAUUGAAUGCUCCAGAGAGACCAGCAUCAGGAGCGUAUGCUGAAGCUCCAGAACUCGGCUUGGCUUUUUGGCUUGAUGGUGAAAUUGACACAGGUAGCGACAACAACUUGGCAUUGAGACCAGGCUUCGAACGCUACCUUAAUGGUUUCAUCGUCACCGACACAGACACGCAGACGGCCAUGAACGUUUCCACUGCGUCUCUCGAUCGCACUCCAAGAAUAGGGGGCGGUCUAGCCUACGUACCUGGCGCUGGUCCAAAGGGGAUCAUAGUAGCAAUUGGAGGCAUGACGCGGAGUGUUGCUGAGAGCAGCAAUUCAUCUACAGCGACCUACCUGUCGAUGGGGACCGUCGAUCUAAUCGAUGUCGCAUCUAUCGAUGACACGCGUCAAAACGGUACCUGGUAUCCGCAGGAAACGUCAGGGGAUAUACCGGAUCCACGAAUCGAAUUCUGCUUGGUUGCGAUGGAAGCUCCAGAUAAGUCCAGCCACAAUAUCUAUCUUUACGGUGGGCGGAAUGGCGACCAGACGUUCGAUCAAAUCUAUAUCUUGUCUCUUCCUUCCUUCACCUGGACGAAAAUCUUCCAAGGGAAUUCCCCUCGCUACGGACAUACCUGCAACAUGGUGGGAGCAAGGCAAAUGAUCACCAUCGGUGGUGCCAAUGAUAGCGACCUUUUACGUGGCUGCGACUGGGAAACGAAGGGCGUUGCAAUAUAUGACCUUACGGCCUUAACGUGGGGCAGCGUCUAUAAUGCUUUUGCACCGAAGUAUCAAGUACCCUCUCUUCUCUAUCAGGUAAUCGGUGGCAGGUAAGAAACGGCCAAUCGAUUCUUGAUGAGACCGCAUGAUGCUGACACUUCCUCUCCACGGUAGUGGAAACGGUAGCGCGAAUGUGACUGCACCUGCGAGCGGAUUCAGCUCAUCUGCCCUUGCCAAACUGUUCCAAUACUCAGGCCCCAGUGUUACGGA